AAAACAUAACCUCAUUUUUUAACCUCAAACUAUGAAUUAUUUAGAAGAUUAUUUAAAAAGUCUCUAUAUUUUUUUAACAAAUAACGAUGGAACGAAUACGAAUAUUAUUCGUAAACACACAAAAAACUUGGUGAAAUCUGGCGAUUUAAGUUUUCCCUUAAUCGCAUCGAAUUGGAAAGUUUUAAUCCAUGAAAAAAGUGAGAAUUUAAAAUGCAUUUAUGAAUAUUUGGAUCGAAACGAAACGGAUUUUAUUAAACUGAACGAAAAUAAUAAAUUAAAGCUUCAAAAUGGGAUUAAAAUAAACGAUAAUUACCACUUAUUUUUUAAUAAAAGUCAUUGUUACCAAAAUUGUUUAAGUGAAAUUAACGGAAACGAACGUUUUGGUUCUUUUCAAUUAGAGCCAACAAAAUUUAUUCUUAAAUCUGAAUCAACACAGCUUAGUGAUAUCUCUGGAUUAAGAAUAAAAUUAAUUAUGAGAACAACUCAAAAUUUAAUUAAUUUUUGUAAUGGAAUAGUUUACAAUGACGAACAUAACCUCAACAAUGAAUGCUUUAUGAUCACUUUUUCAUUAAACUCAAGUAAUAACCAUAAUUUAUGUUUAUGUGGAGUGGUUUUAAAUGAAAAGGGUUUAAGAGAUCGUGUUACAACAGCCGAGGAGUAUAUCGAAAAUCAUAUUAUUCGCAUGAGAUUAAUUUCGGAACACAAAUAUGGGUUAAGAAUUACUUCAAAAAGUGGAUGGAGGGAAUUUUUUGAAAAACUAGGACAUGCUUCGGCUACUUUGGAGCUUUUACAAAAUAAAAUUUCAAGUACGCUUACACUAAAUAUAAAGGAUCCUACGAUUUCAAGCAAUAAAGGUUCAGCUUUUAUUUUGUAUAAUUCAGCACGAUUAUCAAAAUUAUUAAAAGAUUUUGACGACAAGGUUAUUUCAAAUAUUUACCCGCCUUUACCGGAAGUUACUGAAAUUGAUUUUUCACUUUUAAUCGAACCCGAAGAGUGGGAAUUAUUUUAUGUUUACAUUUUACAAUUUCCGGAUUGCAUAAAAAAUUGUUUCAAACAUUUAAAUAAUUAUAAAAUUCAACCUCACUUUUUGAUACAACAUUUAUCUGGGUUUUGCACAGUUUUUAGUUGUUAUUAUCGACGAGUUAAGAUCCUUAUGGAUCCUCGGCAACAUUUAUUCCCCGCUUUAUUUGCUAAGAUUUAUUUAGUGAAAACUUUAAAAAUGGUUAUGGAUAUUGGAUUGAAAUUAUUAAAUAUUGAACCAAUAAAACAAAUGUAGCUUAAA
Molecule: messenger RNA, 1282 nt
Organism: Onthophagus taurus
Lineage: Eukaryota; Metazoa; Arthropoda; Insecta; Coleoptera; Scarabaeidae
Product: DALR anticodon-binding domain-containing protein 3
Biological process (GO): tRNA C3-cytosine methylation; arginyl-tRNA aminoacylation
Molecular function (GO): tRNA binding; ATP binding; arginine-tRNA ligase activity
Source: RefSeq, a predicted model, not a curated record